Pimephales promelas (fathead minnow) is the source of this 834-nucleotide messenger RNA. The record is from RefSeq and is a predicted model, not a curated record. NCBI's taxonomy places the organism in Eukaryota, Metazoa, Chordata, Actinopteri, Cypriniformes, Leuciscidae.
UCUACCCCUCAGCCGACCAGCAUCCCUCUCUGAGCGCUCUGGAGGACAUACCGGGUCCACUCCCGGUAUUUGGGAGGUAUGGGCUGGUUUCCGUCUUUUGGGAGAUUUUUCUUUUGGAGGAGGAAUGACUUCCAGAAUGGAGAGAACAAACCUCUGAUACCAAAGGGAGACGUUAAAAACUCAGAGGGUACCUCAGCGGCCACGUAUCUGGGAACGCACGACAGUUCAGGAAGUCAAACCAGCUCGAGCUCAUCCUGCCAUGAAGGGUCAAUCAGAGCUUCAUCACGGAGGAUCUUCACUCCACGGGUUCACAGUUCAUCCAGUUGGAGCGACUAUAUUCUGAAGUACCUCCUCAUCACGAGCAACCUGCUCUUCACUGCUCUCGGUCUGGUCACGCUAGUGGUAGGCCUGUGGGGUUUGAUUAACAAAGAGUCCUUUGCUCAGGAGAAGAUCAGCGGUAUCGGCACAGACCCCAUGCUGCUCUUCACGUUCCUCGGUUUGGUUCUCGCCCUGCUGAGCCUGACGGGAUGUGUGGGAGCGUUGCGGGAGAACAUGUGCCUUCUUCGGACCUUCUCGGCUACUGUGCUCCUCCUUUUGGUGGCGCAGGUUCUGGCGGCGGUCCUGGUUUACAGCAUGCAAGGCCAGAUCGUGGAGGUCUUGCGCUCGGGUAUGCAGGCCGCCAUGGUGCGGUACCAGGACGACCUGGACCUGAGGUUCAUCACUGAUGAGAUCCAGACGGGCCUGCAGUGCUGCGGGGCGGAUACCUACAGAGACUGGGAAAUCAAUGUGUGAGUGCAUGAGCAAAAUGGGUGGAAAUCAAGAGAGGGGCUGACA